This is a messenger RNA of Venturia canescens, 1302 nucleotides long. RefSeq lists its product as uncharacterized. Bases 1 to 1302 code for a protein of 433 amino acids. Lineage: Eukaryota; Metazoa; Arthropoda; Insecta; Hymenoptera; Ichneumonidae. The record is from RefSeq and is a predicted model, not a curated record. The transcript has a single exon. Gene Ontology annotation, molecular function: catalytic activity.
AUGCUCCUACCACAGAUAGCCGACGAACAUGACGCGGACAUCCUGAUCCUGUGUGAACCAUACAGGAGAAGGACGACUCAGACGUACAUCACGAACGCAACAGAGACUACCGCUAUCCGGGUAAGGGGUGCCGUCCAAUCGCGAGUCUCCAACCGUGGAGUAGGGGACGACUUCGUCUGGGCCAGGGUGGGCGCUGUCACUUACGUCAGCGUCUACCUGACGCCCAACUGCACUGCGGCGGAAUUCGAGAGGAAGGUGGCGCUCCUAGAAGACGGAAUCAGGGACCUGCCCGGGGAUGUCAUCGUUGCGGGGGAUCUCAACGCGAGGGCGACCGAGUGUGGAAUGACAGAAACGAACAGACGCGGACGACUGCUACUGGAAAUGGCCGCAAGGCUGGACCUGGUAGUGGUAAACACGGGAAACACGCCGACGUACAGACGAUCAGGGUUCGGAGACUCCAUCCCUGACGUGACGCUGACGUCGGACGGAAUCCUGUCACGGCUGAGGGGGUGGCGGGUGAUCGAGGACUAUACAGGCAGCGAUCACCAGUACAUCACCUUCGAAGUGGCAGGACGGACAGAAACGAAACGAACUAGCUCCCACCGACCCCCGCGGUGGAACCUCGAAAAACUCGACCGACGAAAAUUUUCUGAGGAGUUGAUGGCAGCACCAGUUCUGAUGACGAAAAUUCCCCCCGAGCUGACUGGCCGGCAAAGGGCGGAGAGACUGACAGACGAGACGGCCAAACUAAUAGACGGCUUGUGCAACAGCACAAUGCCGAAGCGACGGCAGACACAGAAAAGACGACCACAAUACUGGUGGUCGGACGAGAUAGCCGAAUUGCGCAGGAUAUGCCUGGCAAAUCGGCAACGAGUGACGAGGGCUGGGGGCGGACCCGAAAGGGGAAACCUCCAGGCCAUUUACAAAACAGCACGAAAGACGCUGACGAAAGCAAUACGAGACAGCAAGACGCGAUGCUGGAGGAAGCUCUGCGAGGAGGUGAACGAGGAUCUCUGGGGAACCGGUUACAAGAUUGUGACCGGCAAACUAGGGGCUCGAGUUCCACCGGAACUCAAAGACGCCGAAACAGCAGGACGGAUUGUUGACGGAUUGUUUCCGACGCACCCGAUACGGACGAUUCUGAAAGCCUCUAUGGCAGAGUUUAAUCGGCUAGAAAUCGUCGAAGAUACGACAUUAGAUUUUCAAGAACUGUAUAGAUAUGUCAUAGUAGAACCUGUCAAGAAUAAUGACAUCGAAUGGGGUCUUGGAGAAUCUUCGUUAAGCCCCCGAAACGUGUACUGA